This is a messenger RNA of Colletotrichum gloeosporioides, 1437 nucleotides long. RefSeq lists its product as uncharacterized. Bases 1 to 1437 code for a protein of 478 amino acids. The transcript has 2 exons. Gene Ontology annotation, molecular function: acyltransferase activity, transferring groups other than amino-acyl groups. Gene Ontology annotation, cellular component: membrane. The record is from RefSeq and is a predicted model, not a curated record. Gene Ontology annotation, biological process: polysaccharide biosynthetic process. NCBI's taxonomy places the organism in Eukaryota, Fungi, Ascomycota, Sordariomycetes, Glomerellales, Glomerellaceae.
AUGUACAAGACUUCACUAGAAACCAUUCGUGGAUGGUUCUCAACAAGCCAGUCCGGUGACUCGUACAUCUUGCUCGAAAAUGGGGAGACAAAUUCCUCCACUGAAUUGCCAAUAAACGAGAUCAAGCAACGCCACCACAAACAACGCUAUUGCUCUGGAUGGCGACCCAAGGACGCGCUUCAAAUAUUCUGGGCGGUACUCCCGUCGUUCUUUGCACGCGCUCUGGGCCAUGAGGAUGAAGCCUCAGUAAUUCCGCCGGCUAACGACACCUCGUAUCUCAAUGGGCUUCGCGGGUUAGCGGCGCUAUUUGUUGUUAUCUACCACAACACCAAUGAUUACUCUUUCAUGUAUCACGGCUGGGGAGAAGCUGAAGAAUAUCGCCACCCAAUUCAACUUCCAUUCAUCCGACUCAUCUAUGGCGGGUACUUCAGCGUCUCCGUCUUUUUCGUCAUCAGCGGGUUUGCCCUCACGUAUGGGCCGCUGAAGAAGUCGCAUCAUGGACAGAGUGAAGCAGCUAUUGGCUCUCUACCAUCUAGCAUAUUCCGCCGACCGAUUCGACUUUUUCUCCCCGUCGUUCCGGUCCUAAUUAUGGUGGUGAUAUUGAUUCAGCUUCAAGGCUUAUACAACGGAAAUGGUCUCAUUCCGCCAAUCCCUGGCGGUGUUUGGGGGCAAGCGGUGUUCAUCUGGCGCACAAUGGUCAUUAUUGUUACGCAAAGCACCACCAACACCAUACUACCCCAGGCGUGGACACUUUCGGCUGAGUACCAAGGCUCUCUGCUUGUGUUUCUGUGCUGCAUGGCCUUCGCCCGGGCGUCCCCUCGAGUACGCCUGCCACUGCUUACCACGCUACUUGCAUUUCUAUUCAGUCUGGGAUUCUGGCAACAUACUUUGUUCCUUGCAGGAAUGCUGCUUGCCGACUUUCGCCAUGUGCGUAACAAUUUUCCGGAACUAUCGCGACCGGCACGCUGGACCACUGCUUUCAUCUGCUGGUUGAUCUUUUUUCUUUCCCUUUUCUUGGGCGGUUGGCCCAUGCUAGGCGACGGUUACGCCGCUGCGGGAUAUUCAUGGUUUCGGUGGGUGCCGACUGGCGGGUACGACCCAACACGUUUCUUCGCGACAAUAUCAGCCAUUGGACUGGUAGCCUCACUCGAAGGGCUGUCUAUCCCGCGACGUGGCCUGAAUGCUCGAUGGAUAUUGUACUUGGGGGAGAUCAGUUAUGGUCUGUACUUAGUCCACUGGACUGUGAGCAGCAGCUUCAUGACUUGGGGUGUGAAGUUGAGCUUGCUCGCCGCUGGGCACAGCCAGGGACUAUCAUGGGGUAUCGGCUUCGGCCUUGCCAUGACGUUCUGCAUUUGGCUUGGUGACGUGCAAUGGAGGCUCGUCGAUAGGAACUCUGUGAAAUUUGCGCGGUGGUUGAGUGAAAAGUGUGGGAUUUGA